Molecule: messenger RNA, 2060 nt
Organism: Blastomyces dermatitidis ER-3
Lineage: Eukaryota; Fungi; Ascomycota; Eurotiomycetes; Onygenales; Ajellomycetaceae
Product: ribose 5-phosphate isomerase A, variant
Exons: 3
Coding region: 567-1391 (274 amino acids)
Biological process (GO): D-ribose metabolic process; pentose-phosphate shunt, non-oxidative branch
Cellular component (GO): intracellular membrane-bounded organelle
Molecular function (GO): ribose-5-phosphate isomerase activity
Source: RefSeq, a predicted model, not a curated record
UCUAUAUCAAUGACUGAGGAGGCAAUACAACAACCAGUUGAUGCCUAUAAUAGUAUUCUACGGUGAUUCUUUGAUGAUGUUCACACCCUGAAGAAUUAGUAAUGCCAUUGACCACAGGAACAUUCGACCGCUAACAGCAUCCUCGGAGAUGCGGCAGGCUUUGUCACGCUGCUCUGGCUCAAAAUACUCCUAACCUUCCCCGCAAUGACCACCAACUCACCCCUCCAGCCAGCUCUAUGAAACCCAUACCAAUACGCAACAUCUUCCGUGCCCUGUAAGCAUCCCCGUCCAAAUACUAUGGCCACGGGCAUUCUCCAUCCGCCUCCACUGUUCUCCACAAUUCUAUCCAUUCAGCGCAGUUAUAUGGAAUAGCAGACAAUCUUCAAACUUGUGCCCGAGUUUCCCCUCUAAAAUACCUUAUAUCUACUCCAAACCCUCUCUCCCGCCAUUUACUUCCGUCCCACCUCCAGACUGCCACAUUCCCGCUACCCCGCCUCUUUCUGCAUACUCCUCAAUUGCCGCAUAGACCACACCAACACGCUCUCUAUACCUCACACUCCUCCAAUAUGUCCACAAUCGAAGACGCAAAGCGGAACGCCGCUAAAGAAGCUGUAGCAAAACACUACCCGCCAAACCCUAAAUUCGUCGGAAUUGGCAGCGGGACCACCAUUGUCUACGUGGUCGAGGCCAUCAAGGCGCUGGGCGUAGAUACCUCGUCCACUGGCUUUGUACCAACCGGAUACCAGUCGAAUCAGCUCGUUGCCAACGCUGGCUUGACGCCUGUCGCAUUCGAUGCGCUCCCUGAGGGUACCGUUUUAGAUGUUGCGUUCGAUGGAGCGGAUGAGGUAGACGAUGACCUCAAUUGCAUAAAGGGUGGCGGGGCAUGUUUGUUCCAGGAGAAACUGGUUGCGCUGCAGGCGAAAGAAUUUAUUUGCGUAGCUGACUCCCGAAAACUCCAACCCCGCCUCCUAACAAACUGGCCAUCAAUCCCCAUCGAGGUAGCCCCCAUGGCCGUCGGCCGCGUUACCUCAGAGCUCAAAAAACUGGGUAGCCCCCUCCCAAAACUCCGCACCGCACCAGUUAACGCGGGGGAACAGACCCAACCCGUAAAAACCGACCAGGACUUCUUCCUUAUCGACGCACCUUUCCCCAAACUCCUCCUGUCCUCCGACGUCGUGCAGGGCCAGGAUGGUUCGGGUAAGAAUGGCGUCUGGGAAGUCACGGCGCUGGCGGAGAGGAUCAAAUUGAUCCCUGGUGUGCUAGAGGUUGGUCUCUUCUGUGGGCUGACGGGCCCCCAGGCACAGGCGACUGGUGGCAUUGGUGGUCAGAAACCUGUUGCCGUGUAUUUCGGUAUGCCUGAUGGGUCAGUUUCUGUGCGCAAGGCGAGUUAGAUUAAGGGCUGAAGUGUCCGGGUGGUUUUAAUUGAUGUGCAUACUCCCCAGGGUUUUUUUCAUUUGGGUGUUUGUUUAUAACCGAUAAGAUAUCGUUUGUAAUUCUUUAUGGAUACAACUAUGGUGUAGUUUAUGAUACAGAAGCCGCUACGCUUUGAGAGUAUGGCAGGGCAGUCUGUGAAGAAAAAAAUAAUCUGAAAAUAAAUAGAGCCAUAUCUUCCUCAUCCCGCUAUCGAGUUGAUCAAACCUUACACCAACUCUUCUCCUAGGACAUUUGAAAAUCUUUUAAUCAUAAUAAAAUCAUCUACUGAAUUACCUCUUUUUUCUUUAAUAUCAUUUCUGCCCCUUCCCCUUCGCCUCGGUCUCCCCCAACUCCCUAAUAAACACCUUCACCACCCCCUCCACGCCAUCCUCGUUCUCCUUCUCCUUCCCUUCUUCAAACCCAGGACUAACCCCAAUGGCUAAAUACUUCCCAUCCCCACUAAAAGCCAACGCCGCAACACUGGCCGGAUACCGCUGAUACUGUCGAAUCCGUCUCUUCGCCACACCAUCCCAUAGCGCCACAACCCCAUCCCCACCACCAGACGCAAAGGUGCCAUGGACCGGGUGAAACGCCAGCGCGUUAACGGGGUACACGAUAUCGACACCCGGCUCGUCGGGCGACUGCUG